Molecule: messenger RNA, 1507 nt
Organism: Mercenaria mercenaria
Lineage: Eukaryota; Metazoa; Mollusca; Bivalvia; Venerida; Veneridae
Product: cadherin-99C-like
Exons: 12
Coding region: 323-1507 (394 amino acids)
Biological process (GO): homophilic cell-cell adhesion
Cellular component (GO): catenin complex; membrane
Molecular function (GO): calcium ion binding; cadherin binding
Source: RefSeq, a predicted model, not a curated record
UAGUUUAAAAUCGAUUCGUUUUGAACGUAUGUAUAAAAGCAUCUAAAUGUGAAAUGUUUGCUUUUAAACACUUAAUCAGUAAAUGACAGAUUUGUUUAAAAGUAAAUAUUGAGCAGAGUAACUUAUCGCAACACCCUUUCACCGCUAUAUCAGUUUCAUGUGUUUGGUAAAGAAAUACUCGUAAUCUUUUCUACUGACCGAGAAAGCAAGCCAAAUAAAUUAUUUACCCACGUACAUUUAGCACUUCGUUGAAAUAAAUCUUUGGAAAGGACUUAUCGUUGCAGCAUUUGUGUUUUCUUUUUUCAACGUCUAGAAACUGAAGAUGAAAGCCAAAAGAUACAUUGUGUCAGUGCUGCUCGUGCUUGGACAUUGUAACGCUUCUACUUUCGACUGUAACAGUAUAGACACUGGGGAAGACUGGACAAUAGAUAUCACAGAAACAGAUCCCGUUGGCACAGUGCUUGGUACGUUCAACAACAGCCUUGGAGACCUGCUCUGGACAGCUUCUGUCAAUGGUUCCAGCAAGAAUUAUCUUUCUUUGUUUUUCGAAUCGUCAACGGUAGAGGGCGCUGAUCAUACGCAUGCGCUAAAACUCGCAAAGAUUCUAGACCUGGAACUUCUGCAGUUGGAGCUUGACUCUUCAGCGCAGCUAUUUGAGGAAUCUCGUGACAACGGUAUAAGCUUAGAUCUGUCAGUAAUGUGUGCUCCGGAAUCAGGGCUUUCAAGUGAAUGGAUUUUCAAGAUAAACGUUCGGUCGGUAAAUGAAUUUUAUCCACAGUUUAUGGGAUCUCCUUUCAAAGCGACAGUAGCAGAGUCGUCCGAAAUUGGCACAGAGAUAUUUAAUAUUGGAGUACGAGCUGCUGACCUGGACGCUGGUCAGACCAAUCUGACGUUUGCGAUUGCUCCUUACAUGAUCACGCAGUUUGACGGUAGCGGGUACGUUGCUCUAGACAAGGAUGGGAAAGGCAAUAUCUUGUUAGCAAGAUCUCUAGAUUUUGAAUCAUUCCUUAGCACAGGAAGAACUUAUAUGUUCGUCAACGUUACUGCAACGGACGACGGAGGAUUUACAUCAGCAACAUCAAUCAACGUCACAGUGACUGACUCUAAUGACCAAGGGGUACAUCUGGUUUACCCUGGGUGUGAAAGACCUUGCCUUCAAGCCGAUUUCACUGCUCUCACAAACGAAACAUUUGUGGGACCGUUAGAUGUCAGACCAGUUGCUGUGCAUGCCGAAGAUUUAGAUACAUUGAAUGAGAGUAUUAUUUAUACCCUUGUCUCUGAUAUUGACAAAGAAUUCUUUGACAUCGAUGAAACAACAGCCAUGCUCUACAAAAUAUCGCCGCUCAUCAAUGACUCGUAUGGAUUCAGUAUUCCAAUCGAAGUGCGCGCGCAAGAAGCAACAGACGAGGGCCAUUUCAUCGACUUCAAUAUCACUGUGUCUAUAUCAGAGAGAUUGCCCAGACCACGUACGUAUAUCUCUGUUAUUGCAUAUUUGUAUGGCGUAUAA